This is a messenger RNA of Funneliformis mosseae, 222 nucleotides long. The record is from the annotation of a GenBank genome assembly. NCBI's taxonomy places the organism in Eukaryota, Fungi, Glomeromycota, Glomeromycetes, Glomerales, Glomeraceae.
AUGAAAGAUGAGACAAAAGGGGAUUCAAUAGGUGAAUCAAUAUUCCUAAAGCCAAAAAUGUAUUUAGUUCUUCCAGCAGGUCAUGAUCCUAAAACUUCUGAUAAUUCUAAUUCAGAAGACUCUAAAAAGAAACAUAGCAUCCAAAAGGCAAAGGCAUCUAAAAUAUCUCCUGAGAAAGCAGAAGAAAAGGCUAUGAAAGUUAGACUUCAAGUCAAAAAAUAG